This is a messenger RNA of Amyelois transitella, 4847 nucleotides long. RefSeq lists its product as uncharacterized. The transcript is spliced from 9 exons. The coding region runs from base 308 to 4432 and encodes 1374 amino acids. Gene Ontology annotation, cellular component: cytoskeleton. NCBI's taxonomy places the organism in Eukaryota, Metazoa, Arthropoda, Insecta, Lepidoptera, Pyralidae. The record is from RefSeq and is a predicted model, not a curated record.
GUAUCAGAAAGCGAGGCAACAUUCCGACUCGACCGCAGUACCGCGAGAACCGAACCACCGCGACUACCGACGACAGCCACGGCUGAUCGAAUACGUAAUUUUACUGAUAUGUAAACAAACUUUAACUCUUUUCUUUUUUCACUUAUUAUUCUUUGCUAAUUUUAUUUCUUUAAAUUAAUAAUAGCAGCGCUAACACACGAUAACUGAACAGCGAUAACAGACUACAACAACUGCCCGACGACACAGCUUUGGAUUAGCGAGGACAUCAUCAUCUCUGCCGAAGAAGUUUUACCCUUGCGAAAGCCUGAUGGGAAUUCGCCAGAACCCGUGGACGCCGACCAAACGUCGUGGACCCAUUGCUGCCGAGGCUGCCAGUCCAGGACCUGCUGUUGUGUCUCUGCCUACCCUUAUAGGUAAACCCCCGCAGGAGUCCCGGAAGUCCCGUGCUCCAGCUUUCACAUUCGGUCACAAACUUGAUCCUGUGGGCGCUACCACUAAGUCAGGACCAGGACCUGCUACCUACAAUACUGAAGGAAUGACUGCUAAAGCACCCAACGUGUAUUCCAUGCCGCCCGUUCUUGGUGAAGCCAAGGAAGGUGGUAAACGAGCAGCGCCCGCCUUCAGCAUCACAGGUCGAGCUAAAACCAUUGAAGGGAAGACACCUAUGCCUGGUCCCGGGACGUAUACUACAGACAAGGCAGCUAUUGUUCUGACGAAAAGACCUCCGGCAUACACCAUGGCUCCUAGAAGAGAGUUGAAACCACCGUCUGCAUCUGUGCCUGGCCCCGGUGUUUAUUGCCCUGAAAAGGUUGAUAUGAUACAACGCUCUAGUUCGCCGAAACACACUUUUUCAAGCAAACAAAAAAUUGUAAGGUCCGAAAACAUUCCAGCUCCAAAUGCUUAUAGUCCCGAAAAGGCAGAUAAAUUUUUGAGAGAAAAAUCACCCGCUUUUUCGUUCAGAACUAAAACUGAAUUUAUAAAAGUACACGACGCACCCGCACCCAAUAUUUAUUCUCCAGAAAAGGCUUUACAUUCAUUGAAGAAUGGACCUAAAUAUACGUUAGCAGGAAAGGGAGUUGCAGAAAAGCAUGAACUUACUCCAGCUCCUAAUUGCUACAACCCUCAAAAAGCAGAUAAAAUUUUACAUGAAAGUUCACCUGCUUACACCAUAAGAUCAAAAGAAGUAAUUGAUAAGAUUGAACACACACCUGCACCGAAUGUUUACGCUCCAGAAAAAUCUAUGCAUAUGUUAAACGGUGGACCAAAAUUUACGAUUUGCGGAAAAACAGAAAAAAAUAAAGUGUCCGAUACACCAGCACCUAAUAGUUAUAAUCCUCAAAAAGCUGACAAAGUUUUGCAUGAAAGUUCACCAGCUUAUAGUUUUAGAAUAAAGGAGCAAACAAUAAUUCGAAGUGAUUCACCAGCGCCUAAUGUAUACACUCCAGAAAAAUCCAUUCAUAUGCUAGAUAGUUCACCAAAAUUUAGUAUCAGUGGUAAAGGUCAUUCCGAUAAAAUACCAGACACUCCUGGUCCUACAGCUUAUUGCCCAGACAAAGCUGAUAAAAUAUUACACGAAUCAUCUCCAGCAUAUACAUUUAGAGUGAAAAAUGAAAUUACAAAAACAAACGACACUCCAGCACCAAACGUUUACGCUCCUGAAAGGUGUCUACAUACUUUGGAUAGUUCUCCAAAAUAUUCUAUGGCUGGAAAAGGACCUGAACCUAAAAUUGACAACAUUCCUGGUCCAAAUGUAUAUAGUCCAGACAAAGCUGAUAAAAUCCUUCAUGAAUCAUCACCUGCUUACACAUUUAGACCUAAAACGAUAAUAGAAAAACCAAGCGAUACCCCUGCACCUAAUGUUUAUGAUCCCCUUUUACAAGAUGGCACACCAAAGUAUAGUUUGUAUGGAAAAGGACUUGAACCAAAACCAUUGGAAACUCCUGGACCCAAUGCAUAUGAUCCUCAUUUAUUUGACGGUACUCCAAAAUUUAGUAUGUACGGAAAAGGUCCUGAUGCAAAACCUUCAGACACUCCAGGCCCAAACGCAUACGAUCCUCAUUUACUUGAUGGAACUCCAAAAUUUAGCAUGUGUGGCAAAGGUCCAGAUGCUAAGCCUUCAUUUACCCCUGGACCGAAUGCAUAUGAUCCUCAUUUACUUGACAGUACUCCAAAAUUUAGUAUGUAUGGUAAAGGUCCGGAAUCAAAACCUUCAGAUACUCCGGGACCCAAUGCUUAUAAUCCCCAUUUACUUGACGGUACUCCAAAAUUUAGUAUAUAUGGAAAAGGUCCUGAUGCAAAGCCUUCAGACACUCCAGGACCAAAUGCAUAUGAUCCUCAUUUACUUGAUGGUACUCCAAAAUAUAGCAUGUAUGGCAAAGGUCCUGAUGCAAAACCAUCAGAUACCCCUGGACCAAAUGCUUAUGAUCCACGUUUAAUAGAUUCUAGUCCUAAGAUCACAAUAUCAGGAAAACGUAAUACUGGAAAAGUAUCUGACGUACCAGCACCAAAUGCGUAUAAUCCACAACUUCCGGAUAAUACUCCAAAAUUCACCUUAGCAGGAAAAGGCCCAGAUGGAAAACUAUCAGACACUCCAGGGCCAAAUGUUUAUGAUCCUCAUCUUCCGUUCGAUUCUCCUAAAUUCACAAUGUCUGGAAAAGGGCCUGAUUCUAAAACAUCUGAUGUGCCUGCGCCAAAUGCAUACGAUCCUCAUAUUUUGGAUGGCACCCCUAAAUUUACAAUGUCUGGGAAAGGACAGCCUGCAAAAAUAAAUGAGACUCCAGCCCCGAAUGCCUACUGUCCAGAUAAGGCGGAUAAAGUACUUUUGGAAAGUUCUCCUGCUUAUACAUUUAGGUCUAAGCAUCCAUUAUAUCAACAACUGAAUACACCUGCUCCUAAUGCAUAUGACCCAUGUAAAUAUCAUUAUAUGUUAGAUGGAGUGCCAAAAUACAGUUUUGGCAUGAAAGGACCUGAAGAUAAACCAGUAAAUACUCCUGCUCCAAAUGCAUAUAAUCCUGAUAAGGCAGACCAAGUUAUAUUAGAAAAAUCACCAGCUUACACUUUAUCCCCAAAAGGAAAGGACAGCAAAACAAGUGAUACUCCAGCACCUAAUGUGUACAAUCCCGAAAAGGCUGACAAAAUCCUGUUGGAUAAUGCUCCACGAUAUUCGUUUAGAAUCAAAACUAAUUGUCGCAAGCCUGAUAACAACCCAGCACCCAACAGCUACAAUCCUGAUAAGGCUGAUAAAGUUUUAAUGCAUAAUGCACCACAAUAUACAUUUAGAAUUAAAACUGAUACAUUGAAAGUUUUAAACACUCCAGCUCCGAAUUCAUACACGCUCCCUACACCAGUAAAGACACCACUAUACACAAUUUCUGGAAGACAUAAGGAGCCAAUAGAUGAAAGAUUAAAAGUUCCUGCUCCUGGAACUUAUAAUCCGGAGAAAGGAUAUAAAUUUGUUUUAACAUAUUCCCCACAACAUACUUUUGGUAUAAAAAUACAUACUGACAAAUAUGCGGAAACGCCUGCGCCUAAUACAUACAGAAUUCCAUCGGUUCUGGAUACGCCAGUGUACACAAUUUCGGGUCGGCACAAAGUACCUGUCGAUGAUCGUGUACGUGUGCCAGCACCUGGCACCUAUUCCCCAGAAAAGGUACAAUUGAGUAAAACACCACAAAUUACAUUUGGAAUCAAACACUCUCCAUUAUUAGGUCAGUUGAAACCAAUGGAAUCGCAUAACGCAGUUGGGAAACAAGUGACCGCAAAAAUAACGUCACAAAACUUCUCUCAAACAACUCAAAAGAGUAAAGUUAGUCAAGUACAGAGUAAUAACGAAGUUGUAGAACAAAGAAACAUUGUAACUCAGAACGAAACUAAUGAUAUUAGAAACGAAUCGAAUAACUACGAUAUUCAGAAUGUACGCACACAUGUGACCCAUUUACGGGGAAAUGAUGUUCGGAGUUUAACUGUCACACCUGAGCCUAUACAAGAAGUAUUGGCUCAAGAGAUUGUUUGGGUACCAGAACAACCUCGCCGAGGUUCGUAUACUAUAGAUAGAUGUGAUGGAUUCACAGAAAGAUUCGAGAAUAACGAAGUGCUGCCCACUGAUAACGGAAUUAUCAAAACUGCAAUACAAGGCGAGCGUGGCGCUACAUACAAUGAAGCGAGUAACAGUGAAGUUGUUAAACGAAAUGGUUUCGAGCAAACUAUUGAUAAGAACGUAAAAAAUGCUUCCGCUCACGAGAAGACCCAAUCGGCGACCGAGGAAGUUCUAUCUGGAACUGAAGUACAGCAUCUUGCAAAUGGAGGUAUCUCUAAAACGACGACAACGACUACAAUUAGAAAAGUGGGGACAGCCGCAAAGACAGCCAAUGCAACAACUACAGUGACACGCACUGCAACGGCGGUAACAUCGCGUGAUGUCGGUGUAAAAUAAAAUCAGUGCUUAUAUUUCAUUGUAGGUACAUUGUCAUACAUUUGGCUUGGCUACGGUGAAACAGUUUAAAUGUACUAUUGCAUACUUACAUUUCGCUUCUGAACAAUUUAACGACGAAGCCGUUCUGUUCGGACCAUUUAAUUAAUCCUUUGUUUGAGCGCCUGCUUACGACUACAGUUUUAUAUUCCUACUAGGUUUUUACGAUUUGUCUCUCUAUGCUUGUUUAUAGAUCGACGUGAUAUCCAACAGUUAACUUUUUUGCAUAAGUACAUUAUUUAUUAUAUAUACUUUUCGUUAUCAAUGAUGUUUUCAACUAAUUUAUAAGAAAUAAUAUUUUUCUAUAACUUUAUUAAUGUUAUUUAAGUACUAAUUCAUGUGUUAAAUCAUUAAGAAAUAAAUAAUAAUAAACACAUUA